Molecule: messenger RNA, 831 nt
Organism: Radiomyces spectabilis
Lineage: Eukaryota; Fungi; Mucoromycota; Mucoromycetes; Mucorales; Radiomycetaceae
Product: immunoglobulin E-set
Exons: 7
Coding region: 119-703 (194 amino acids)
Biological process (GO): Rho protein signal transduction
Cellular component (GO): cytosol; membrane; cytoplasm
Molecular function (GO): Rho GDP-dissociation inhibitor activity; protein binding
Source: RefSeq, a predicted model, not a curated record
CAUUAAUUUCUCACUUCUAUUUUUGUGUAAUUUUUUUUUAUAUUUCUCUUUCUUUCCUCUUUAUUCUAUUUUCUUUUUUUUUCGUUAUCACGUUACAAACCGUUGACUUUCUUUCGUCAUGACUGAACAUCAUCAAGAAGACGAUCUUGUGCCCUCUCAGACCGCUGGUUACAAGCCUGGUGAGAAGAAGACUUUGGACGAGUACCAGAACCUUGACGCACAAGAUGAGUCGUUGAACAAGUGGAAACAAUCGCUUGGCCUCGGUCAAGCUACAGGUCCACAAGAUGAUCCCCGCAGAGUUGUUGUUCAGUAUAUCGCUCUCGAGGUGGAAGGUCGUCCGGAUGUCAUUGUCGAUUUGUCCACCACCGCUGCUAUUGAAGAAGCAAAGAAUACCCCAUUUACCAUCAAAGAAGGUAUCGAAUACCGCAUGAAAGUCAAAUUCAGAGUUCAGCAUGAUGUUGUUUCUGGAUUGAAAUACUUGCAAGCUGUCAAGCGAAAGGGUAUCACAGUUGACAAGACUGAAGAAAUGAUUGGUUCCUAUGGCCCUUCCACUGACGCUUACGAAAAGAAAUUCCAAUUGGAGGAAGCUCCUUCCGGUUUACUCGCUCGUGGUCACUACGAAGCCAAGAGCAAAUUUGUUGAUGAUGACGGAUACACCCACAUGGCAUGGACAUGGUCAUUUGAUAUCAAGAAGGAUUGGUAAACACUAUUAAAACCACACAGAGGACAAAAACAGGCAAUAAAAAUUAAUAAACCCCCAAGAUCGGCAAAGCUAGCCUACAAAUGAUCGGUGUCUGUGGUUACAUAACUGUGUAUGACUUUGAAAGUUAU